Leptidea sinapis is the source of this 2366-nucleotide messenger RNA. RefSeq lists its product as uncharacterized. NCBI's taxonomy places the organism in Eukaryota, Metazoa, Arthropoda, Insecta, Lepidoptera, Pieridae. The record is from RefSeq and is a predicted model, not a curated record. Bases 52 to 1905 code for a protein of 617 amino acids. The transcript is spliced from 13 exons.
AUUUUAAAGAGUGUUUCUAAGAGAAUUGAUUGAUCAAUAACAACAAACCUUAUGAAUUUCAAUUCUAGUUUAAGAAUGGGGUUGACCAGCAACACGGGUUUAUUAUCAAGCUUGCCUCAAAGAUCAGUUUGUGUUAAGGAAAAGAGCAACAAUAUAGAGUUGAGAUGCGAAGUAACACCAGCGCCGUACAUUCUGAGACCCUACGCCGGUCUGUACAACCCAUUCUCACACGGAUGCUCGGUUCUCUGCAACCAUCCAGCCGAUGCCAACGCCAAAGAAUAUGUUAAACGGGUGAAAGAUGCUUGGGCACACGAUGGGAGGACUCAUUGCUUUCACGAAGACCUGUCGAAGUUUCAAGACCAAUCAGACAAGGAUAAAAACAGGACGCCGCAUGAUAUUGUCACCGAAGAUAUGUUUCGGCGAUACACGGAGACAGAUUCCCGACCACAUACUCCGGCACCCACUCUCGCUAGCGGCAAGUCCCGCGGCUCUCGAAGAUGUCUCACGCCUGACCAGCCGCAUCCAAAGACAACUAUUGUGGUAGACCUACGGAGGAGUCACAGCCAAGAGACUCUCUAUUACCACGGCUACACAACAUCUGAAGCGAUACCAUGCAACACAAGUACUACGAUUGACAGAUCCACCUUACCAUCUCUGAACCUCUCCGAAGCUACACACACCAGGCUUGUCAAAGGUGAAUGCGAACAGCUGCCACCGCUUGCUUCUCCGCUGGUUCUGACAAAAAGAACUACUAGAGAACCCAUGGAAAGGAAAAAGAAUCAACUCAAGGCGCUUAAUAUUGGAAAAACACUUAAAAUUAAAAAGUCUGACAUACCCACUUCUCAGCGAUCGAAGAAUGACAAAGAGACCAAUGAUAAAGCAGACAGUAUAGCACCUAUAGACGAUGAAGGUGGUGAAAUCCGAAGACGUGGAAAGCGCCGGCGGAAGGGUCGCGGAGGUGGCAGUGAUCGACUGACGUCUGCGGGGCUUGCAGCGCAGGCACAACAAGAUCCUGAAACACAGGUCGCAGGUAUUGGCACAGAUUCGCACAACUCCAGCUCCCGUCCGUCGCUAGCGGCGCCAAGCGAUGACGUCAUUGUACUACCACUAGUCAAGACCGCCUUUUCCAAGAAAACUGACUCCUUUCUCGAUGAUGACAUACUCAAGUUCUUGCAUAGAGAAGUGGACGAAGAGGCUAUUGAAACAGAGUUUGAUGUUAAGCGUCGAUACGUAUUAGAGGAGGCCCUUCGAACUCGUCCGGAUCGUGCGCUCAGCCAGGAGAUGCAUGCUCUGCUCCGCGAGUUACGGUCCCCUGCUGUCUGCCUUGGAGACUGGCUACACGUACCUCGCGUCUUCUCCAGAAAAAACUCGCAAUUCGGACUGCCGACUGACUCCAAUGACCUGGAAAAACUGACAGCGAUGCAGUACGCCUCAAGAUUCGUCACGUUAAAGAAGUCGAAACAAUUGCUAUAUUUGACAGUACUUAGGAAGUUCAGGCCCAAUUCGUAUAGGAUGCCAAAAAAGGACAUACAAGAAGGUCUCAUUCUAAUGAUGGGCGGCAUAAUGACACAUGAGCAGGCAACACAGUAUGAAAGUAUCAUGGAGUGGCAACACUACCUAGACGAAGAUUUCUCGGAUGAAAUAAAAUUGCAUAUGCUUGACACAUAUCGUAAGCAAAACGCCGAAGGUGAUACUGGCGAGUCAGUUAUCAACACUAUAAAGUAUAGAACAUGGUGUGGCUUGUGCGCCAUUUGUGAACGCAUGUACGGUCGGUUCCCACCCAGAGACAAGGAUCCACCUGAAGGGAUCGAGCUCAGCGACUUUACAAUGAUAGAAACAAAAUUAUCCGCCUUGAACGUUCAUCGUGGAUUACUCGAAAUAUUAAAUACAAUUCGGUCGCGCUGAGUGGCAUGAGAAGGUUUUAGGGCAAGUGUACAUAAAGCUAAACGCUAAAAAGGGCUGGAGACGUAUCUGCGCAGUAACCAUUUAUCGACCAAAUCAGAAAGAAGAAAGAUGUGGGGGAGUGCACUCAGUGCUCCUACACUCGCUUGCGAUGCGAACUAUCUACAAGGCUGAAGUUGAGUUUACGUUUUCGUAUACCUACCUUAGCUAAAUCAGUGGGAAUUUUCAAUCAACCAAGUUUUCUAAUUUAUUUUCUGUACACCAACGCCUAAUUCAAAAUAUCAACAGGUAUAAACAGCUGUAACGAAGUGUAAAGAUUUCCCGUUUAACUCGUUUAAAUAUACCAUCCGAGUUCUCGAUUUUUACAUAGUUUUAAAAGCGGUUAAUACUUUUUUUUUGUAAUUAAAGAUUAUUAUUGAGAUUCAUGUUAUAUUAUGAUUUUUUAUAAAGCAUUAUAAUAUUCA